UCGAAAAGCCAACAGACAGCCAGCCAGCCAACCAGCGAGCUUCGUCAACACCCCACUACCAUAAAAACAGCCUCACUAAAACAUAGGUGCAUGUACUGCUCUCACAGUUGAAAAUAGUUGGUAUAGCAAUAAACAGCUUCUGCUGGUCCUCCUAAGUCGCAUGUCCUCGGCUUCGCUUGCUGUUGUUGUUGACGACACUUACACCGUCUUAUAAUCGUCGUCUAAGGCCGUUAAGGAAUCGGACAAAUUUGAGCGGGACAAACUAUCUCACAGAAACAUCGUCGUCGUCUAACAUUGGCCGAUCAGCUGUGAAUGACGUACUCAUCGAAACUUGCCAGAAAGGCUGCCUGUCAGCCUGAGUUAGCUGCCGGAGCUGUGAACUUACUCUAGUUCGAAGUAAGUCAGAGAAAUAGUAUCUCCACCUGCUAGCAUUUCGGCGUGGAAAAUUGUCGACAACUUGUUUAUAGCUUCUGUUGUGUUAUAGUGAAUGCGUUAGUCUUGCGCAACAUAAACUAUUGCACAGGGAGUGCAUUGACAUUGGUUUGACAAAUACAAAAGAUAAAAAAAAAUCAGGUAAGCGCAGCAUAGCAGAGUGAUUCAAUCCGUUGGGAUCCAAAAACUACUAGAAAAUGGAGACUUCAGGAGAAGACCAGCUUGAGACGGCAGUGCAGUCCAUUUGUGCGGACCCGUAAUAGCGCUCGAACGCGAAACGAAGCCUCGUAGUCUCCAGGACCCGCUAUUUCGGGAACACGGACGGGACAUCGCUAUUGUCAAUAUGAGACGCCCCACUGGAGAACCUCGAGAAGAUGUGGUAAACACUGCUACUGCGUUUCUUAUGAAUCCGAGAGUUCAACAGAGCUCCGUUGAAAAAAAGCACGCAUUCCUGGUAAAAAAAGGUCUGACCCCAGUAGAAAUUGAAAUGGCAAUAGCGCGCUCGUUGAGAGCGCAACAAAUCCCGCUGGAAUCUGCAGCUGUACCUCGAUCCUGGCUUGACACAGUGGGUAGCACUGUCAUGGGGGUAGCGGUUAUAGGCUCGGCAGCCUAUGGGCUCUACUGGGCUUUCAAGACGUACAUUGAGCCACAUCUGGCUGAUUCCCAUCCCAGCUCACUUGAGCGUUCAGUCUCUGAAUUGGCCGACGCCGUUCGUAAACUAGGCGAGGAACGGCGCAAUGCCGAAUUUCAUGCAGAUAAAAAGAAUGCGCGACUGUAUCAGCUAAUGAUUGACCUCCGGCAAGAUGUGACCUCGUUGAAGGGGGUGUUGGUGGCACGAAGUCAGUUUCCUGUACCGCCAGUAACAGCCUCUAUUCCUUCGUGGCAGCGAACACAUACAAGUUCGAAUGGAACUGGCAUCAGAAUUGUUAAAUCCCAAGUAGCUAAUGGACCUUCGACUACAGCAAUGGAACCUGCCAUGCAGAAGCCUGUAAACGGGACAAUCAAUGGCGAAACGACCGAGGAAGAUACGAACAAUAAAACAAACACGAUGUUACAAGAACCCUCAAUGGGUUGUACCAACGUCGGGGAACAUCAAGAGAUAGUCGAUCAAAAUGAUCAUCAUCAGCAGCAGGAGCAACUAAAUCUGGACGAACCUGUGAAGUUCAAAGACCGGAAGGUUGACCUAGAAGCAUAGGCUAAGGAUUUACGUAAUCUCAUCCGUUGCAUGCUCCUUUUUUACUAUAAACUUGUUAAUCAUAACUUAUAUUAUUAAGCUAAUUAACAAUAGUAUCAUCAUACUAUUGUUAAUAUUAUGUGGCUAAAAAACAUCUUGAUUAAUGGUCUACGAAGCUGGAUAAUAGUUAUGUCGUAUACAUUUGCAAUAGGUGGCGCCAGCUGUCUUUGUCUCUAUAUUGCGACUUUAGAAAGAUUCUAAAAAUUAGAAUAGAGAGAUUAAUUGUAGUUCCAAAAUAAUUUGCACUAAUUAAUAGCUAUUAUAUUAUAGCUAAGCGGACGUAAAAACAACAGCAAUAAUUCUCAUCCAUAACCAAAACAUCAGCAGCUCGUUGAUCUACCCAAAUCGGUGUAUGUGUACCAUAGGCAUGUACGUGCUCUUGUGUAUAUGCAGGCAUUGCACUGUUCCGCCUGUUUGUUCAUUAUGACUGUUAGAAAAAGUUAUGGGGACCAAUUCAGAUGAUAACCAGUCUCACUUGACAAACGUUCGAGAAAAGCCAACGGCGUUACUUAGAAAUAUAGACUAUACGUUGCACUCGUCGGAGGGGCAUGCUUCAAUAGAGAAUUUUUUACAGUUUAAUUGUUAUUCAUUAUUCAGCGAGCGAAAAUAAGUUUAUACUUACAGAUAGAGGUAUACAAGGACAUAACAGUUUAUAAGACACGAAAGAUAAUGUAAAAUACUAUAUAUAUAUAUAUAUAGUAUAUCAUUACAGUCUUCUUAGCCGCUAUCUGUUGAGGACAAACAUAAAAGCAGCUGUAUUUUUUUUACUUUUUACAUCUCCAUUUACCGUUUUUGUUUGCUUCGAACUGAAGCCAAAAUCGAUUAUUGAAAGAAGUAUAUUUCAAUGGAUUACAUAGAGAUUUAUUACAUUAAAACCUGUACAUUCUUCAUGUCAUUCGAAGACACGUUAGGAAUUCCUUUUUGGAAAUCGAACGACGCUCAGCGUGUAACAGAUGUAGGAGUUUUCAUAGAGACACAUAUGGUCAACGUCCCUUGACGACUUGCACAACUAGAAAAUAUGCAACGCUGUAUGUGAGCGGCAUCACGGUCUGUGAUUACAGAGAGUAAACUAGAGAAAUACGAAACGAAAAAGAGGUUUUAAGCUGGCAAGGAUUACAUUGAAGUCUUAUAUAGACUUCAAUCAUCACACAUAAUGCGCUAUCCAGGCAAGGCAGACAAGGCACAUACUUUGUAGGCAGAACAACAGCAACGUAAGAAACGUCAUUAUCAGUAUAGAAAUGGUACCAAAUGGCACUGUAUGGCACUUAAUGAAUAAAUCUACACCCUUUUAUAUACAGUUUCCAUAGAUAUAUUCUUUCCCAUAUAAUAUUAUAUCGCAUAAAAUUUAAUAAUGGUAUUUUUUAAAAAACGAGGGCAAAAGUAAUUUUAUAUAUCUAUACUAGUUCUCUAAAAGAUAAGGCUUAAGUCAUUAUUUAUCGAUUAUCGUUGUGGUGAACGUUUUCGUCACAGCAUAAAAUAACAAUACGUUACUUUCGAAGUGAACAUUUUAUUAUAUUUCUAUUGUACCAUGAGUUGAAAAUUACAAAAAUGAGGUAGUGUUGGUAUUAGACAAAAGCAGGUUGGGAGUAAAGUUUUACGAGUCUCAAAAUCCCUACAGUUUAUGGUUUAAUAAAGUCACCCUUGACCUCAAACGCUAUGUCAAUGCAAUGUUCCGAUUUAGUUGUAUAUUUUCUAAAACGUUGAUCCAAAGCUACUAGGUUUCAGAAUCUGGCUGAGAAGUGUCUAAUACACAGUUUUUUUCGUUACAUGCACUCUGCCCAUAACAAUGGGUACUUCAACAGGACUGUUCUCUUAGAAGAAUACUCUAACUACCAAACCUAAUGCCAUGGAUGUAUUGUAAGUACGAAAAGUCAGACAAGGCCAACCGAAGUUUUCGAAUCUUUUCAAAAAAAUUUUGUACCGGCUUUGCAACAUUUUAGUCCAUCCAUGGUUCAGGGAUCACCUUAAUAAUGCAACAGGGAACAAAAGUUGAGACGUUUUUGAAUUUGAAAGUUAUUACUAGUCAAUUAGUGUUGCAUAUAGAUAUUUCUCCCCAAAAUCGUCUACACUUAUUGAGAAAUAAUGCAAUUAAUUAUAAUAGGUAUAGAUUUAUUGGUGAAAUAUACCAGUAGCAGAGACCAAUUAAAGUCACAAUAAUAGACACCCUUGCAUAAAGGCAAAAAUCUUAUCUGGCAAGUGUUGUUUCUAUCAGAAUUGUGAGUAAUAUCGCAUGUCACGUAUUAUUGGGAAUUUGUUUUAUACACGGAUAGUGUGUAAUUCCCACAUAUUUUUUUUGUUAAAAAAAGCACUAGAAAGAAAACAAUAAAAAAUAUUAUACGGAAGAUUAUCUUAUGAAGCAUCAGAUUUUAAUUUGUGUCUCAUAGAGUAACGAAAUUUGACCAAAUCCUAUUUUUUCAGCUUUUAAAACUUAACGUAUAAAAAUAAAGCAGACGUUCGCACCCUGUACGUAUAAUUAGCAUGACUAAAUAGCUUUAUACAGCGCUAAUCAUUAUCUUCGAGCAUAAGAACAAACCCUAUUAAUAUGUUGAAGCCGCUUUUUCACACAGUCUGCAAGGUUUGCCUACGCAGAAUAGAUCUAAGCAUGAUCUAGGGAUCUCAUACGUUGUGUCAUGUUUCUUGAGAGACUCAAACGGAAAGAGCAGAUCCGCUACAGAUCCUUGGGGUGCAUUUAUGACAUCGGCAAUGAUAGAAAUAGUGCGUAGAUGGUAUUCGAUACACCCGCAAUAGACGGUCGUCUAAUUGGCCAAAGUUAGCUGUCGGUACGUGCCGUAAGAGAAAUACUGUGUCAGUUACAGAUGUAUGUAAUUAGCAUGUAUGUGGUUCAAAUGAGCUUUUGUUCAACAAUUUAAUAUUACGAAGCAAAAACAAAUCUCAAAUAGAAUAACGUGUACAAUCUACUAUCCGCAAUAUAUUUCCCUGACUGUCCUAUAUAUUAAGAUAUAUAGGAGAGCUUAGAUCUGUUGAACCAUCCUAAACAGGUCCUUUUUACAAUAGCAAUUUUAAUUUUUUCUAGCUAAUGCUAGUUCCUACAUUAUCGCUUAUUCUUGCGAAGAUGUAACGUUGACACGGUCGGCGCCUCUUAUAUUGUUCGUAUCGCUCUCUUCUCGUAGGGCUGCGUUCACAGUCGUACGGCUCGCCAGCAUCGGCGAGCUGUUUCCGAACCGCGACGUCGUCAGCUCUUCCACAACUCACACAUGCAAACAUUUCUAUACACACAGGUUUCCAUGAUGCCCCAUCGCUACUCACCGGGCUGAUUGUUCACUUGGCCGUGGCUGACUGCCAAUUGCAUCCUCGAAAGAUUCUGCCAGGUCGAAAAAUUGAUUCGCGCGUGUUACAGGAGGGGUACGUAAUUACGUCAACGUGUUCGGUGCGGUUUUGUUCGGUUCGAUGCGUGACUUCGGCUGGAUCGUUACGAAGCUUUCGGCGAAAUCGACUGAGGCUCGAAGUUCUACGGCUGUUUAACUUCAAUCAAGCUAAUAUCACGCACC
This is a messenger RNA of Varroa destructor (honeybee mite), 5175 nucleotides long. RefSeq names its product peroxisomal biogenesis factor 14 (gene Pex14). Lineage: Eukaryota; Metazoa; Arthropoda; Arachnida; Mesostigmata; Varroidae. Gene Ontology annotation, molecular function: signaling receptor binding. Gene Ontology annotation, biological process: protein import into peroxisome matrix, docking. The record is from RefSeq and is a predicted model, not a curated record. Gene Ontology annotation, cellular component: peroxisomal membrane; peroxisomal importomer complex.